CUUAACAACAGUCUCAGGCAGGCCGGCCGGCUUCUUAUUAAGAGCUUUUAGUUGCAAAAUUUUGAAGAGAUUAUAUAUAUAUUAUUGUAUUUUCCCAUUUACUCAUUUGUUAUUUGCUUCCGCAUUAUUUCGCUAUAUUUGUAACAAAAACAUGGCGUCUAUGAGAGUGACCAUGCUGAUGAUGGUGGUGGCCGUGGUGUUGGCGGCAGCAAUGACGACGGAGGCGCAGCCGCAGCUUCCGUCGUGCGCUGAGAAGCUAAUCCCGUGCGUUGAGUACUUAAACUACACCGGAGAGCUGGCGCCCUGUUGCGACGGGCUGAAAGAAGUGAUGGCUAACGAGGUUCCUUGUCUGUGCCAGUUUGCCAGGGAUCAUGGGCUGAUGAGCUACUCCAAAGUUGAAGGCGACAACCCCAGAUCGCCCUAUGAUCUUCCCCAGCAAUGUGGAGUCUCCGAUACCAUCGUCUGCGACGCAAAUGGUGCAGGGAGGAUGAUUGCGAGGACUGCAAUUUCAAGCUUGCUACUAUUGGGUGUUCUUUUGAUGAUGCUUUGAUACAUCACAAAUGUGUUGGCCUGCUUCUUGGACUCCACAUUUCCACACUAAUAAUUCACCAUCAUAUAUUUAUUUUCCACAUAUAUAUAUUGUAAACUUUAUCUCACCAUGACACCAUGAUAUUUAUGAUAAUGCAUUAUUGUAAUAAAUUUCGGAAUAAACUAUGAGUAUAUAACAAAUUACUAUACAAGUUAAAGAUGGAUGGCAUGAAAGCAAAGCAUCAAAGAGCAAAUACACACUAAAAGUAGUCUCUUUCUUUUUGAGUUUGUC
This is a messenger RNA of Ipomoea triloba (trilobed morning glory), 820 nucleotides long. RefSeq names its product lipid transfer-like protein VAS. NCBI's taxonomy places the organism in Eukaryota, Viridiplantae, Streptophyta, Magnoliopsida, Solanales, Convolvulaceae. Bases 152 to 550 code for a protein of 132 amino acids. The transcript has 2 exons. The record is from RefSeq and is a predicted model, not a curated record.